GUGUGUCGUGAGCUCUAAGCACGUGAGUGUGUGUUGUCAUCUGCUGCUGCGCGAUAAGGAACAUUUUGUCAAGAGCGUACAAGACGAAAAGCGGGAUGUAUCUAUAUACCGUCCGCGCAUUGGCUGACGCCGAGGUAUGCUACCGACUCGGCUGCGUGGACGCGGGCAUGAAGAAAGGAGCGCCGACUGACCCAACGAUACUUUGACUGCGCAUGUGUGCCACUCAAGUGCAACAGCUUCACGAGGCAUCCCAGGCCCCGAAAGAAGUUGGAAGAAGAUGCAAGAGCUGCAUGCCAAUGUUGUUGCCUGAGCCAAAGGUGCCAACAUGUUGCUGCUCUGCUGUUUGCCAUCCGUGGCAUUCAGACACCAUCCUGCACAAGCAUUCCAUGUAGAUGGAUGGCACCAACGCAUGGGCGACGCGAGUUUCCCCGGAGGAGGUACUUGGGCCGCAAUCCCCGCAUUCCGUUCACGAGCACCCAGGUGUCGGCGCUGGAGGCGCAGUUUGCGGUCACUCGGUAUUUGAGCGGUGCGCAGGUGCACAGCAUCGCCGUCGCAUUGGGACUCACCGAGACCAGGGUGAAAAUCUGGUUCCAGAACCGUCGUGCCCGGGAGAAGCGUGAACGCCAGCCUCACGAUGUAACCGAACACGACUCCACAGCGGCACCUUCCGCUCCAUUACGAGCAUCGCUAGCAGCUGACACCGUUCGUCUGACGCCGACACUGGGCUUUGACAUGUCCCGGCCACUACAUGAGUGGUUGAACUCCCCAACAGUACUUGCACCUUCAGUUCUGGAGACGGGGACUACUAGGCAAUUCUCACUGAAUAGAAGCGGAACCAACUUCUCUCCGCCUUUUGGCUACUGGCCAGGGCUGCCAGUGCCGCAGUGGAGCAUGCAAGGAACAUGGAGUUUCACCCUCACCUUCCAAGUGGCUCCUCCCAUCACACAUCAAAUGUGCACCAAGAAAGGCCAAUGUUGUGGUGUAGAGAGGCCUUGACAUGCUUGGCAUUCAAUAGCACAAUGACGGCAUGGCUUACUCACAAACUGGAGCGUGCAUCAUUUGCUUGUGAUCUACCAUGCCAUGAUGUCGUGAAAUCAUGGAGCCACACUGCCUUUGACAUUUUUAAAUGUUCGCAUUAAGGAUCAUAUAUUUCUUGUGCACAGAAGCAAUAUAAAGUUUCAUAGUGUAAUUAACUGACUGGCAGCUACACUGCAUAAGAAAAAGAUUGUGCCAGGACUACUUAAAUUCUGCAAUGUUUAAAUGAGCUUGGCCCAUUCUUGCAAUAUUACACAUUUCAGAUGAAUGCAGGUCACUCAUUACAGUUAUGCCAGCUUUUGUACUUUUUAGACAUGCAAUGUUUGUCCCAGUUUUAUACGGCGAUCAUAGAUAGCCACACCACGUUGGUAGAAUAAUUCAGAAGUAAAUUUUAGUAAAAGCACCACUUAUGCCCAGGCUUAGACUAUGCCAGUGUAAUUUGUAAUUCUCAUCAGCAAUACCAAAUCAAUAAACUUGGAACGUGUUCAGAAAUUGGCAGCAAGAUUUAUUUACUCUUCUUAUCGAUGAACGCAAUCUGCAACAGCCCUGCUAACAAGGGCAGGACUGCAAGUGCUAAAUGUCUGGAGAAAAAUAGCCUGCCUAUAAAGUUCCGUUAUCAGUUGAACGGUAAAUUUAACUCGACUCACCUGCUCGCACCUGGAAGAAUGUUUUUUUUUUCUAUAACUCACGAGUUGAUGUGUACAAAUAUUCAUUUCUUGUUCACACUAUAGCUAUGUGGAAUAACCUUGUUCCUCAAGUUUUCAAUGGUGUUGAUGGCUCGACUUUUUUAAACGGAAUUUAGAGUUUUAUUUUUUUAUAAGUUGUAUUAUUAUAGUAUUCUUUUUCUUGUGAUGUGUAUUUUUAUCGAUGACAGAGUUUACUCUAUUGUAUAUGCACAUCCCACCCUGUAAUAGCCCGUCUGGGCUUACAGUAUCUAAAUAAUAAAGUAAAAUGGGGUUGCUCCAUGUUGAGGUCUACAAGCAUGGCAUUGUAAAUGGGCGCCAGAAGCAGCAGCUUUUCAAGGUAUUUUGCCGCACCAUGCAAAGUCCAAUUAUUGUGCCCCUCUCCACUCUCGCUGGUAAAACCUGCUGGUGAACAAGGGGCUUUCAAGAUAUGCUGUGCAGUUUCUAAAAUGCCGCCGGA
This is a messenger RNA of Dermacentor silvarum, 2178 nucleotides long. RefSeq names its product homeobox protein ceh-62-like. Bases 397 to 996 code for a protein of 199 amino acids. The record is from RefSeq and is a predicted model, not a curated record. The transcript is spliced from 6 exons. Gene Ontology annotation, molecular function: DNA binding; DNA-binding transcription factor activity, RNA polymerase II-specific. Gene Ontology annotation, biological process: regulation of DNA-templated transcription. NCBI's taxonomy places the organism in Eukaryota, Metazoa, Arthropoda, Arachnida, Ixodida, Ixodidae.